Mustela erminea (ermine) is the source of this 2528-nucleotide messenger RNA. Its product is annotated as gamma-taxilin-like. The record is from RefSeq and is a predicted model, not a curated record. The transcript is spliced from 11 exons. Lineage: Eukaryota; Metazoa; Chordata; Mammalia; Carnivora; Mustelidae. Gene Ontology annotation, biological process: regulation of cell cycle. Gene Ontology annotation, molecular function: syntaxin binding. Bases 483 to 1916 code for a protein of 477 amino acids.
GGUAUGUUUUACGAGCUUCCGUGCUGCUGGUUAAAUUGCGGUUUUGGCUGCUUCCGUCAACCCUCAGCGACUCAGGUCAGAAGGGCCGUGCGGGAGGAGGCGGCCGGUGUUCUUAGCAGGUCCGUUGGAUAGAUUCCCUGAUCUCCACUGGCUGCCGGGUUAGAGGGUGAGGGAGAAUACGGUUUUUUAUAAGCUGGUUUUUAACUCUUGUUUACUUUACCCGUCGGACGAAUAUCGGCCUUCUUCCCUCCUGGGGGUUCAUUGUCGGACCUAUUUCAUUUGACCUAACUUCUGGUUUGCUGAUUCCCCUGCCUGCUGAACUCUGCUAUUGAGCCUCUCUCUUUAAUGGAUUUUCCUUUCAUUAUUGUAUUUUUUUGCUCUGGAAUUUCUAUUUGGUUCUUUAAAAAUCCUUCUUUACUGAUGCUGUUAUUUUGUUCAUAUAUCAUUUUCCUGAUUUAGCACUUGGUCGUGUGAUUGGCAUAAUGGAAGAAUCUAGAAUUUGCAGGCUAGGAGUGAAAGCAGAUAUAUUGUGUAACUCUCAAUCAAAUGAUAUUCCUCAACACCAAGACUCAAAUUGUUCUGGCACGAGUAUUAAGAAUUCCUUGCAAGAGGAUGAAGGCAGUAACUUUAUAACAAAGAGCAGGAAUUUGGUGAACCCAGUGCACAGCAUGCAAGAGUCAAGAAUGGAUACUCCUGGACCAGAUGCUGGCAAGGAUCCUUCUGAUAGUCAAGAAGAUUUGGAGUGCAACAGGAACAAAGAAAAAACCUUAGGAAAAGAAGUGUUAUUAUUGAUGCACGCUUUAAACACUCUUUCAACUCCAGAGGAGAAGCUGGCAGCUCUCUGUAAGAAAUACGCUGAUCUUCUGGAGGAGAGCAGGAAUGUUCAGAAGCAAAUGAAGAUUCUACAGAAGAAACAAGCCCAAAUCGUGAAAGAGAAAGUUCAGUUGCAGAGUGAACACAGCAAGGCUGUCUUGGCAAGGAGCAAACUAGAGUCUCUUUGCAGAGAACUUCAGCGUCACAAUAGAACAUUAAAGGAGGAAAAUAUGCAGCAGGCACAAGAAGAGGAAGAGAAUCGUAAAGAAGCAACUGCACGUUUCCAGUUGACUUUAAAUGAGAUCCAAGCACAGUUGGAACAACAUGACAUACACAAUGCCAAACUCCGCCAGGAAAACACCGAACUGGGAGAGAAACUGAAGAGACUUGUUGAACAGUAUGCACUAAGAGAGGAGCAUAUUGAUAAAGUGUUCAAACAUAAGGACCUGCAGCAACAGCUUGUGGAUGCCAGGCUUCAGCAAACAACACAGCUCAUAGAGGAAGCUGAUGAGAAACACCAAAGGGAGAAAGAAUUUUUAUUAAAAGAAGCAACAGAAUCAAGGCACAAAUAUGAAGAAAUGAAACAGCAAGAAGUACAAUUAAAACAGCAGCUUUCUCUUUAUAUGGAUAAGUUUGAAGAAUUCCAGACUACCAUGGCAAAAAGCAAUGAACUCUUUACAACCUUCAGGCAGGAAAUGGAAAAGAUGACAAAGAAAAUUAAAAAACUGGAAAAAGAAAUGAUAAUAUGGCGUACCAAAUGGGAAAAUAAUAAUAAAGUACUUCUGCAAAUGGCUGAAGAGAAAGCUGUCCGUGAUAAAGAGUACAAGGCCUUUCAGAUAAAACUGGAACGGUUGGAGAAGCUGUGUAGAGCUCUCCAAAUGGAAAGAAAUGAGCUCAGUGAGCAGGUGGAAGUCCUGAAAGAGCAGGUCAAUGUAAAGGCAGUGAAUGUAGAUUUAGCUGCACCUCUGAUACGGCCCUGCACUGCUCUUGUUUCUCAGGAUGAGUUGAAGAGUUCCUCUAGUAAAGCUCCAGGAGUAUACCUGGAUGCUGAGCUCGAGGGAGUAAACGAAAGAAAACACAGCUCCAAAACCCUCUCUACAUGAUCUCUUCUAGACACUGAUUCAGUUCACUAACAUGAAGUGUGAUCACUGUAUUGAGUGGUAUUUUGUGUGUAACUUUUCAGUGUUAGUUACUGUUGGUUUUGUAGUGAACGCUCUUAACUUUUUCUAUUAUAUCUGUAUGUUUCAAGAAUUAUUGGACUGUGUGAUACAGGAGGCUGCUAAGCAGUUUUGCAUUGUUUUAAUGUAUACACUUUCCACAGCUGUAUUGCACACCUGCCUUACCUUCCCCUUCCCUGGAAUACAUGUGUUCAUUGCCUAAUCCUUUCACUUUGUGUAUUCAUUUGCCUUAAUCCUGCCCCUUGCAAGUUGUACCAAGAAUGGUUUCCCAAUGUGAAAACUAAUACUGAUUUCAACUCUGUAGCCCACUGAUACAAGAAGGAAGGAAGGUAGGGAGGAACAAAGGAAGGAAGGAAAAAAGAAAGAUGAGUUUUGUCUAGUAGCUCAUUUAAAUGCCAUCUGAAAAUAAAGCUCAAGUGUGGGAUAAGACCUAAGCAAAGCAAAUUUGAUAUAGAUUCGGUUAUUUAAUAAUAUUUUGGUCACUUGCAAAUUGAGAUGAAUGCAAGAUUGUGGUACAAUAUGUAUGUGAAGAUGUCA